This is a messenger RNA of Melitaea cinxia (Glanville fritillary), 1435 nucleotides long. Its product is annotated as histidine-rich protein PFHRP-II-like. Lineage: Eukaryota; Metazoa; Arthropoda; Insecta; Lepidoptera; Nymphalidae. The record is from RefSeq and is a predicted model, not a curated record. The coding region runs from base 1 to 1347 and encodes 448 amino acids. Gene Ontology annotation, cellular component: extracellular matrix. The transcript is spliced from 8 exons.
AUGUUUGUCAAAAUACUUUUUUUUGUUGCCACCCUUAUGGCAGUAAGCGCGCAACAUCAUGGACAAAAUCACGGUGAAGCCAUUUCUUCUCAGUCAAUCAUUCUUCAUGAUAUCGCCCACGAUCAACAAUACUACAAACCCGCCCAAGUUGCUCACCAUGCUGCUCCCAUAGUUCAUCACGCUGCUCCUGUAGUUCAUCAUGUUGCUCCUAUAGUUCAUCACGUCGCUCCUGUUGUUCAUCACUCGGCUCCCAUAGUUAAUCACGUAACACCUAUAGUUCACCACGUAGCUCCAAUAAUUCACCACCCAGCUCCUAUAGUUCAUCACGCGUCUCCUGUAGUUCAUCACACAACGCCCCAUAAUUCUUAUGAACACCACGAUUACUACGCUCACCCCAAAUAUGAGUUCCAGUACGAGGUGCAAGAUCACCACACCGGUGAUAUCAAGUCACAGCACGAAGCUCGUGAUGGUGAUCAUGUCACAGGCUUUUACAGUUUACACCAACCUGACGGCGUCGUGCGUACCGUACAUUAUAAUGCUGACAAGCACAGCGGAUUCAAUGCACAAGUUGAAUUCUCCGGACACUCACAACAUCCCCAGCCGGCUCAUCAUGCUCCACAACCGUACCAAUUUUUACAGUCAGUAAUCUUUGCUGUCGCGCUGAUCGCGGUGAACGCGCACUAUCUCGGACAAAGUCACGGUCUCGCCGUUUCUUCUCAGUCGAUCCUCCGACAUGACGUAUCCCAUGACCAACACAACUAUCACCACGUCCACGCUGGCCACGAUCAUCAUGACUAUUACGCUCACCCCAAAUACGAGUUCGCAUACAAGGUAGCUGAUCACCACACUGGUGACAUCAAGUCUCAGCACGAAGCUCGUGACGGCGACCACGUCACAGGCUCCUACAGCCUGCACCAGCCCGAUGGUGCCGUGCGCACCGUACAUUACAACGCUGACAAGCACAGCGGGUUCAACGCUCAAGUAGAUUACUCCGGUCACUCACAGCACAUCCCAACAGUUCACCACGCCGCUCCCGUGGUUCACCAUGCUCAUGUCUACCACAAUGAUCACCAUGACUCUCACGGUCACCACGAUUACUACGCACACCCCAAAUACGAAUUCAAUUACAAGGUAGCAGAUCACCACACCGGUGACAUCAAGUCUCAGCAUGAAUCUCGUGACGGCGACCACGUCACAGGCUCCUACAGCCUGCACCAGCCCGAUGGUGCCGUGCGCACCGUACAUUACAACGCUGACAAGCACAGCGGGUUCAACGCUCAAGUGGAUUACUCCGGUCACUCACAACACAUCCAGCUAGCUCACUAUGCUCAUCCCUACCUCUACUAAAUUAUUUUUAGACUCAUUGUGACUUACAAUGUUUAAAAGUGUCUGAUAUAUACUAUUAACAUUUGACAAUAAAGAAUUAAACUUACUU